GUGGGGAAGGGAGACGGGGAAGGAGAGAGGAGGGGAGUGAAUGUGAGAAGAAGAGAACACACAGGAGAGGAGAAGAUCUGAAUUCACAUUAGCAGCAUUGUCUUCCUGAAUCAUAUACCUGCCCAUGUUCUUUGUUCAGAGCGCAGAGGCAGGGGACGAGAUGAGACGCUGCUUUCCACGGGGACACUGAGGCCGUCCGCCUGGCUGGCUGGCCGUGCUGCCGGGGAAACCCAUCCAUGUCCUUUCCUUUUGUCUCUCCAUAAUUGGCCGCGGAAGGUUUUCACAGCCAGAGAAGAGGUGAAGCGACGUGGAGAUCUAAAAAGGAGAGGACAGAAGAGAGAGAGGAGAGGAAAAGCGAGGAGGAAAGAAAGGAGGGAGAGCCUCGUGACAAUGUUUUGAAGGAGAGGCAAAACAAGAAAAGCAGGGACUGCGCUCGGCUAGAGGUACAUAUACAGAGCGCUGGAUGGGAUUUAGAGAGUGUUUUGAUUCUGCCAGUGACAUUGUAUUCAAAGGGCUCAUCUCCAAGGCUGUUGUCUUUGUCCUUUAGUGGCAAAUCACCACUGCAGACCGCGGUUGGAAUGAGCAGCUGGUUAUCUUGGUAAUGUCUUCCCGAGAUUCUGGGAGUCUCUAAUCAGAUCUGCUUACUCCAGACCACAAGGAUUUAACUCACUGCACAUCCGCUCUACCAUCAGGGUUACGCUAGUCUGGACCUAUAAACGUAGUAGACGAACAGUUCGAACUUGAGCUUUUGUGGUAACCAGACUUUGUGGUAUUGGAGAGGUCACGACCCCAAAGAUUUCCUGGGUCCAUCAACUGAAUAUUCGCAUAUUUUUAAUGCAUCCUGUCCAAUGGUGUAACGGGUGUCUGUGUGACCUUGGAUUGCAGAACUCCGACCAUUACUGCAAGAUGACAUCUGAGGAGCUCUUCCACCUGCCGCUCAACGUCUACAUCAUCAUCCUGGGCAUCGGCCUCUUCAUCCUCAUGCUCACCCUCAUCUUCUGCUGCUACAUGUUCAGACUCAGGCGACAAGGUGCAAGAGAACAGUACGGUUACAACGAGGUUGUUUUGAAAGGAGCGGGGAAGAAGCUGAGCCUAAUUGGCCAAACGUGUGCGGUGUGCUUGGAGGAGUUUCGCAGCAGGGAUGAGCUCGGAGUGUGCCCCUGCUCCCAUGCUUUUCACAAGAAGUGUCUGAUGAAAUGGUUGGAGAUCCGCAGUGUCUGCCCCAUGUGCAACAAGCCCAUUUGCCGCCUCCAGCCUGACCCGCCGCAAGCACCUGAGCGUCCACAGAGUCUCCUGGAAGUCUGAGAUGGGCACAGUAGGCACCCGUCACUAUAGACCCUGUCUCACCAACCGACAGUUUGUAGUUUUAGUAACUCAAACAUUAUUUCAGGCAGAGCUACCCUGGAACUAGAAAUUAUAUGAUUGUCUGAGUUAAACCGUAAGUGCAGAGCCAAAGAGCCUAUACAUGGUAAAUUAAAUGGGGGAGAUCAGCACAUCGGAUGCUAAAGCUAAGUGCCUUAGAGCUGCAGAUAAACUACUGACUUCAGCCAUCAGCAUUGGCACAUUCAUUCUUGCAUGUAUGUAAUCCUACUUUACCCCUCAUUAUAAAUCUGUUAUGUAAGAACUAAUGACUGAACAAUUGUGGUCAAUAGCCCUGGAGUGUCUGGCUCCACUUAAAGCUUGGGUAGGUACAAUUGGAGGAAUCGGCAUGUGUAAGCUAGAUGAAAAAAAAUAUCCAACCGAAUGACUGCAAACUCUUUUUCUAUCACUGUAGCUAACUUCGCCAAGUCGGCCACACUGACAGCCCGUCCCUUCAGGCCUCCCUCCAAAGCCACUCCCCCCAAAUUCUUAUAAUUACCGUAAACAACAAACAUGGUUGUUGUUUGCAACAGGACCCCAGGAAGUGAUUGAGGCCUGGGAGGCAGGGUUAGAGAAAACGCUAGUGCGCUUUCUCUAUGGGUCCAUGGAGACGGAAGAUCGGAGUAAAUUUAUCUGAAUUUUAUACCUGGAAGUCAAACAUUUGUUGCUUCAUGCACACAUGAGAAACUUUAAUAGGAAUGAACUUGGCCCCACCUCCAAAUACAUUACCAACCCUAACUUUAACUUUAGCUGCCAAGCUAACAGCAAACUGUGGCUUGAUUUACCCACUGAAGUUUGAUUUGAAUAUUGAGGAGAAACUUGUAAAAAUUACGACAACAGCGUCAGCGUUUCACAUCAACAUCACGGCAUCAAAUUCCUGAUUUAAGGGUCAGAUAGAACAGCUUCUACGUGUCUGAGUUUUCUACAGUUGCGUAUCCCCUCGCCUUGUGAAAGUGCCACUGUUACCCAACUAAAGACAUUAUUUCUGCCUCCAGAGCAGCUCCUCUGUUUUCGCUUCCUCUCUGUUUCCCCCCCCCCCACAAAACAACUAACAGCGCCACAUGAAUGGGAUGUGUCACAACUUUUUAAGAGCCCGGAGCUUGGACAGAAAGAAGAUUGAAGGACCAGACAACAACAAAAAACACCCUUGGCCCGUCGCUGCCCCAAAUUCUAUGACGAUGGCAAAGACUGUAAUGAAAGACAUGCGUGAAAAGAGGACUUUUAACCAAACAGGACAAUCGUAAACUAAAAAGUAUCGGGUCUGAGCGUAUUUUGACUUUAAUGUUUCAUUGUAUCACAAACACUCAGCUCUAUCCUACAUUAUGUUGCCAACAGGAGUGAAGGUAGCAAAGCCCUAAAUGGCAAGACAGUCGUAUCCAAUGGUAUCUGAUAGAAACUACAAGCAGUAAAUGAAAACAUAUAUAUAUGUUACACAUGUUUUUUAAGUUAUUUCUGAAGAACUGUUUUAUAUCAUAACUGGCUUGCGGUAUAAAGGUAUUGUGUGUCAGUGAUGCUAAAAAACUUUGACCGUCAUUUGUCAAAUAGUUGGAUGUCAUUGUUGCCGGUUGGACAGAUGAGCUCUGUACUGUAGUGAUAUAAAUAGACCCACUGCACUGAUAUGAAGAGCAUGUUUGAGCUGGAGGUGCCCCAUACACACCUAUCAUUCUCUGUAUCUACCGCGUAAUAUACUAUCAUGAGUACUGUGUAAAUUGUAAAUGCUUUUACAUUUUCUGAAGUUAGAAAAAUAUAUAUAUAUAUGUAACUGGUGUUUUGAUAUGGUCUUUUUGAUCUUUUUUCUAGUUUUGCUACAUGUCGACACUUAAAACUGUUUAUUUGUAUGCUGUCGUUAUAAUAUAUAUGGAAAGGUCAUGCUAUUGUGCUUUUGGUGCCCUGCCUUUGUUUUUAGGUGGUUUUGGUUGAUUUUACUUACUGUGUGUAUGUAUGUGACGUAAGGCUUUCCACCCAUAAGGUGCCACCCCUUAAAUGAUCCACCAACCCAAAUUAUGUUUUACUGGAUACUGGAUCC
Messenger RNA from Anoplopoma fimbria (sablefish), 3385 nucleotides. RefSeq names its product RING finger protein 122-like. Gene Ontology annotation, molecular function: zinc ion binding. The transcript is spliced from 6 exons. The record is from RefSeq and is a predicted model, not a curated record. The coding region runs from base 835 to 1305 and encodes 156 amino acids. Lineage: Eukaryota; Metazoa; Chordata; Actinopteri; Perciformes; Anoplopomatidae.